ACUCUAUGUCGCCAGCAAUAUUUUCAAAGAAAAGUAGAGGACAUGAAAACCAUACCUGGCCUUUCUGCAAUCUGUCUGAAGGGCACUUAAGAGCUACUCCAACCUGGGAAAUAACAAUGGAAGAACAAGAUUGAUCCAGACUAGAGUCGGCCAGAACACACAAUCUUCAUGGGAAAAGGCCUCAAAGGACUUCUUGAUGUUGAUAGACUGUUCCGCUUUGUUGCAGUGACCCCUAGCCUACAAGACCUUCAUGAACUAGAUGUUUGUGUUCAGUUUAUGCAUUUUGGUGAAUUGUGCAACUGCUAAACCUAUAUCUGUAAACUCACUAUGCCAUUUUUAUCAAACCAAUGUUGGUAGUGGUAGGUCUCCCAGGUUUUGUUUCAAGACAAAAGCUAAGCUUUCUGCUGAAACAAAUAUAGUUGAGAAAGAAUCAACAUGUGUCAAUGAGAAGAUCGAUUAUGGAGUUGUUAGUGUUCACCAUGUUGGAGUGCUGUGUGAUAACCUUGAACGGUCUCUUGAAUUUUAUCAGGGAAUCUUAGGGCUUGAAAUAAAUGAAGAAAGGCCACAUGAUAAACUUCCCUAUAGGGGUGCCUGGUUGUGGGUGGGUUCUGAAAUGAUCCAUUUGAUGGAGCUUCCCAAUCCUGACCCCUUAACUGGACGACCUGAACAUGGUGGCCGGGAUCGACAUACUUGCAUUGCCAUUCAGGAUGUGUCCAAGCUAAAAGUGAUCCUUGAUAAAGCUGGUAUUCCAUAUACACUUAGCCGGUCUGGGAGGCCUGCCAUAUUUACACGAGAUCCAGAUACAAAUGCUCUAGAAUUCAGUCAAGUGGAUGGCUGACAUAUUCCAGUCUCAAUAGAGUAGAAACUUGUAAUAUCAUUUAGAUGCGAAGUUAGUAUCACAAUACAGGUUGCAAAUGUUGAAAGUGCAGAAUAUGCCAUUACAUUCUCUAUCUUUCUGCAGAUUAUGAAAACUGGGUUUAGAAACGACUCUUUCAUAAGGAAAGCAACUAUCUACUAAUUAUGCA
Populus trichocarpa (black cottonwood) is the source of this 1025-nucleotide messenger RNA. Its product is annotated as glyoxylase I 4. The record is from RefSeq and is a predicted model, not a curated record. The transcript is spliced from 5 exons. Lineage: Eukaryota; Viridiplantae; Streptophyta; Magnoliopsida; Malpighiales; Salicaceae. Bases 260 to 838 code for a protein of 192 amino acids.